UCCAUAGAAUCAUCACAGAAAAAGUGAUUUCAGGAGGCCUCCCCGCCUUCUGUUCCCAAGGCCGACUCUGACUGAGCCUCGGAGGAGAGAAGGAAGCCAUUUCCGGGAGGCCAAAACAUCCAUCUUCCAGGGAAGGCAGAGAAAAUCCACCAAUUUGUACCCUACCCACCCUUCGGUGACUUUUCCAAGAAGCUGGGCUAAGUUCCAGUAAGAGAAAGCUCUGCAGAGUUGGGCCUAAAUGAGCACCAUCAAAAUGAAGUUAUUAAUUAUAUGCGUUUUGCUCGUUCAAAGAGAGGCUUGAGACUCAAAACUGUAGAUUCCUGCUUCCAAGACCUCAAGGAGAGCAGGCUGGUGGAGGAGACCUUCACCAUAGAUGAAGUCUCUGAAGUUCUCAGUGGAUUGCAAGCUGUGGUUCAUAGCGAGGUGGAAUCUGAGCUCAUCAACACUGCCUAUACCAAUGUGUUACUUCUGCGACAGCUGUUUGCACAAGCUGAGAAGUGGUAUCUUAAGCUACAGACAGACAUCUCUGAACUUGAAAACCGAGAAUUAUUAGAACAAGUUGCAGAAUUUGAAAAAGCAGAGAUUACAUCUUCAAACAAAAAGCCCAUCUUAGAUACCACAAAGCCAAAACUUGCUCCACUUAAUGAAGGUGGAACAGCAGAACUCCUAAACAAGGAAAUUUUAAGACUUCAAGAAGAGAAUGAGAAAUUGAAGUCAAGGUUGAAGACCAUUGAAAUACAGGCUACAAAUGCACUGGAUGAAAAGUCAAAACUAGAAAAAGCACUGCAAGAUUUACAGCUUGAUCAAGGAAAUCAAAAGGAUUUUAUAAAGGCCCAAGACUUGAGUAACUUGGAAAACACUGUUGCUGCUUUAAAGAGUGAGUUUCAGAAGACACUUAAUGACAAGACAGAAAACCAGAAGUCACUGGAGGAGAAUCUGGCGACAGCCAAGCACGACCUGCUCAGGGUUCAGGAGCAGCUGCACAUGGCUGAAAAGGAAUUAGAAAAGAAAUUUCAGCAAACAGCAGCUUAUCGAAACAUGAAAGAGAUUCUUACCAAGAAGAAUGACCAAAUCAAAGAUCUGAGGAAAAGACUGGCACAAUAUGAACCUGAAGAUUAAAACUGAAGAUUUCAUCUGGAAGCUGCCACACACAAACAUACAAGCAGUCUCACCUCAGGCAUGUAUUUUGAAGCAUUUUGUCAUAUCCCCUCUCCUUAUUUUUCUAAUAUUUAGACUUCUAAUGUUUAGAACUAGAGUUCCUAUUUUCAGCUAAUUGAAAACAGAGAAAACCUAGUGAUUCUGUCUGGUCAUCCCACAUGCCUCUCUAUUGAGUGCUCCAGAGUCUUAGCUUGCAUGCACCGAGAAUUCUUUACAGCAAAGAAGAGAUUUUUAGAGUGGGAAGAAGAGGCUUAUCCUUCUGCAUUAGUAUAAAGAGUCUAUCUUUUUAAUAAAUGUUAAAGAAGCUAACAGUGUUUGUACUUAUGCAUUCCCCAUGGGUAAAAAUAAAUAAUAGCAUUAUUAAAGAUAGUUAUUACCAAAAAAAGAUAGUUAUUACACAUAAAUAUGUUUCUUUAUUUUGAAAAGUGAAAUCUUAAUUCAUUUACUCUGAUGAUAAACUAUGAAUUCAUUGAAAAUGUGAAUUCUAUCUAUUAUGGGUAGUGUUUACCAAUUAUAAGGAAAAUUUACAGCAGUGAACAUGAACAUUCAGGUAACUUCCUUAGUCUCUCCAUCUUAAAGACCAUUUAUCAGAGGAGGUUCAGCGUUUUUUGCAGCAUAACAUUUUGUGAGUCUGUAUUACUAAUGGAUAAGUCAAAUCCAUCCUGCACUUCUACAGUUCAGAAAGUAUCUGGACUCAGAAUAAAUGUAAUAUUUAUACUUGUUUCCAGAAUGUUAUUUUACAUUUUAUGUUAAAUAAGAACACUUUUUAAAAGACAUAGUCAACAUAAAAUCACCUAUCAGACUUCAGAUUGGACUUUAUUUAUAUGGAUCUAUAAUAAUUAAUUGUAUUUUCAAGAGGUUUUACUGUAUUUGUAUUGGCCUGGUUUUCUCAGACGAUUUUGGACAAAUCAUUAGAAACUGGGCAUCAUUUCCACAGUUGUGUAAGGCAGUGACAUACUGUAAGGAGAAACAAAAUCAAGUCCAUAAAGCAAUAAUCCCUCAGAAGGAAAGUCCUUACUUUUCACAUAUUAAUAUUUAGUAAUUUUUCCUGCUUCUAAAAGUAAGAGUAUCACACCCUAAAUGAACACUGUCUACUAAGAGACAUCAUUCUACUUCCACAAAUGAAGAUUUUAUUCCAAAAAACGAGUUUACUGAUUGGAGCAUAGGGCUUGUUAUUAUUUUUAUUCAGGCUUUUAGUAAUAGCCUUGAAUGUAUUAUUUUUAUUAUAGGCUUUUUGUUAAAAUACUGAAGAAACAAAUGUUAAAGGGUAAGAUAAUUUCCCUGCAAAAGGACACAGAAGGCAGUCUUAACAAGAUGAAUGGAUCAGAGAAGGGAGAGAAGAAAAUGCAAUAACAAGCCAGCAUUUACUAUGUAUUUUCUCCUCACCUCUCUCUCCAUGUUUAGGUCAUUUACCAGUGUCUGUGCCCUUUUGGAGCUUUUGUUGAGGGCUUCAUUCUCACCCUGUAUUUCUUUAGCCCUAAAUUGACACUCUCUCCAAAAAUCCAUUGUCUGUGGACCAAGAUGUUCUAUAUAAUUCAGAAGCAGAACUCUUGGCUAAAGGGCUAGUGUGUCCUUCAGAAACCAUUCAAUUACUUUCUCCCUACACCUUUGUCAGUUUGAUACCAGUGAGGAAAAAAGGUAUGUUGAUAAGAAAUCUAUAUUGCUAGGUAAAAUUUGUACUUGUUUUCUUGAUAGCAAUUUUGAAAUAUUCUGUACAGUAUGUUCCUAUUGUUUAAUAAUAAAUUCAAAAAUAUUUUUAAAACCUUAAAACCUAACUAUGCCAAGCAUUAAGAGAAACAAAUACGAUGUUCUUUGAUGUAAAUUAACAUGAUGAUUCUUUCACAUGCAAACACAUUUUAGUGUUUCUGGUUUGUCAUUUUUGUUGUUGUUGUUAUUUAUUCUAGACCCUUAGCAAAAUGCAGUGUUAAAUUUUUAUUGUUUUUAGUAGUUUCCCAAUUUUAAGAUUUAUCCCAUUUAACUGAGAAAGCCUUUUUCAUAUAUAUAUAUAUAUAUAUAUAGAAUUUCUAAGGAUGUUCGUUUGAGCCUUGAUUAGACUUUUAAUGUGCUAAGCCAGACAGGCAGUCUGUGCAUUGGUGGCCAUCACAAUGCAGCUUUGGUUUAAUUUAAUUCAGGCCUGCUGCUGAGUUAUGCACAGACUUUUUGUUGACCAAAAUAAAGUGUAAAGGGUUUUCUUCUGUUUGACAUUUUAGUGUUCUUUUUUUCUCUUUUAUGUAUUACAUUUUUAAUCUAUAUUAAAUAAAUGUUUAAAUGAUCAUUUGCGUAUGUCUUAUAAAACUCAGCAUAAGAAAA
Molecule: messenger RNA, 3468 nt
Organism: Rhinopithecus roxellana (golden snub-nosed monkey)
Lineage: Eukaryota; Metazoa; Chordata; Mammalia; Primates; Cercopithecidae
Gene: LZTFL1
Product: leucine zipper transcription factor like 1
Exons: 11
Coding region: 271-1119 (282 amino acids)
Biological process (GO): negative regulation of protein localization to cilium
Cellular component (GO): cytoplasm
Source: RefSeq, a predicted model, not a curated record